CACCAUCAUCACGUUGUUCUCAGCUGAAGCAAGUCGUAGGAAUGUCUCGUACACUUUACAUCCUAUAUAAUGCCGACGCAUCUAUCAUGGGCAAAUUGAGGUAUGGUUAUCGAAAGAUAUGCCAUUCUUCGGAGGAGAACCCAGCUUGUGCAGCCUGUGACAUCACACAUGGUGGAUUGUCGUUGAAGGAAACACCAGCUUGGGUGGAAGCGAAGAAAGCAAUAGAAGCUGAGUCCGGAUACCACAUCGUGCAGUGGCAUAAAGACGAGCUGUCUGGAGAGGUGAAGAAGUUCGUGGAGUCCAACAGCAUCCGUUAUCCGACCAUUGUGUCGAGCGGAAGCGAUGGUGGUCUCUCAGAGAUAAUGAACAAUUUGGAGCUUGCGGCUUGUAAAGGCAAUGCACAAAGUGUCAUUUCGAGGCUUCGAGAGAAAGGCAUCAUGCAGCAGAAAGAGGUUUCUUCGUCUCUAUAGCUAGUUCCAUUAGAUACCAUUUGUCUAGCUCAGCGCCUGCACAAGCCACUUUGUCCUUUGUGCAAUGCCUAAGCAUACUAGAAAGGCCAUUGUCCAUGAG
Messenger RNA from Alternaria rosae, 570 nucleotides. RefSeq lists its product as uncharacterized. The coding region runs from base 42 to 470 and encodes 142 amino acids. NCBI's taxonomy places the organism in Eukaryota, Fungi, Ascomycota, Dothideomycetes, Pleosporales, Pleosporaceae. The transcript is spliced from 3 exons. The record is from RefSeq and is a predicted model, not a curated record.